Molecule: messenger RNA, 1019 nt
Organism: Etheostoma spectabile (orangethroat darter)
Lineage: Eukaryota; Metazoa; Chordata; Actinopteri; Perciformes; Percidae
Product: glucosamine 6-phosphate N-acetyltransferase-like
Exons: 6
Coding region: 229-783 (184 amino acids)
Molecular function (GO): glucosamine 6-phosphate N-acetyltransferase activity
Source: RefSeq, a predicted model, not a curated record
UAGCAUCUCUGCCACGUCAUAUAUGCCAGGCGGAAACAGCAGCCGAAAAAAACCUCCUUUAACUGUCUAUGGAAAAAAAAAAACACCCACGCUGUUCUGCUCAAUGAUGUAGCCCAGCCACCUACAUAAGUAGUCCAACUGCCCGGUUGGCACUGUAGUUACGUUACCUCAGUCUGGGAAUUCAACUGGACCAUCUCUUCUGGUGUUUAACUGCAGAUAUUGUGGGUAAUGCUGCUGGACGAGACUCCACUCUUUGAGCCCUCUCUGCUGCAGGAGCUAGACUGGAGUAGCAACACUGUCUCCUUCUCCCCCCCAAUUUCCCCAUCCAGCCCAGGGGAAGGCCUGGUGCUCAGGCCUCUCUGUACGGCAGACUUCAACAGGGGAUUUUUCAAGGUUUUAUCUCAACUCACUCAGACGGGCGAUGUCACACCAGACCAGUUUACGAAAAAGUUUGAGCAUAUGAAGAAUACUGGAGACUACUACGUUGCUGUGGUGGAGGACACACAUCUGGGACAGAUUGUUGCCACGGCCACAUUGAUUACAGAACACAAAUUCAUCCACUCCUGUGCUAAGAGGGGCCGGGUGGAGGAGGUAGUAGUUAGUGACGUGUGCAGAGGGAAGCAGCUGGGCAAACUGUUAGUUUCAGCUCUUACUCUUCUCAGCAAAAAACUGAAUUGCUAUAAAAUCACACUGGAAUGUGCACCCAACAAUGUGGCUUUCUACCAAAAGUUUGGAUACACUGCCUCAAACGAGACUUACAUGCAGUGCCGGUUUUCCAACUGAGGACAACAGCAGCUUUAAACAUGGACCACACCUUCAUACAUGUAUGUUGAAGAAAUCCGCUCAGUCUAAAAUCUCCCCCCUCCCCCCCCUUUGGUAACCAUGGCUACCUCACCAGGGGGAGCUCUGUCAUCAUCUUCCCCCAUUAUACGAAGAAAGGAUUGUCAAUUACUGCAAAUGUAAUGUCUUACAUUAUUAAUAAGCAAUGUGCUGUGUACUGACAGAGAUAAUUUAAAUUA